Messenger RNA from Fusarium keratoplasticum, 831 nucleotides. RefSeq lists its product as uncharacterized. The coding region runs from base 1 to 831 and encodes 276 amino acids. The transcript has 3 exons. NCBI's taxonomy places the organism in Eukaryota, Fungi, Ascomycota, Sordariomycetes, Hypocreales, Nectriaceae. The record is from RefSeq and is a predicted model, not a curated record.
AUGUCGUUUGUUACCCGUCUCAGGUCAUCCGGGGUGCUCCGGCCUCUGUCUGCCGCGUCGAGAACUCAACUGCGCUGCUACUCAUGCACAACUCCUCGACAAAGCCAGGAGACUUCUACAGCCUCCAAGGCUACAACACCACUCGAUUCAAGAUGGUUUUCUAACCUCCAGGCGCGAAUUGAAAAAUUGAGAAGCUCCAAGUACCCGCCUGAAUGUGUCUCGCAAGCCGAGAAGCUCUACCAGCAUGCCACAUCAGACUGGAUCGAGCUUUUGGCAGGCAGAGAAGGCUUUCUUACUGAUAAGAGCUGGAGAGCUUUAGACCAUUAUCCAUUGCUCUGGGGAGACAUGGUAUGCCACGUGAACAACGUCAUGUAUAACAAAUACGUCGAAACGGCAAGGGUUCGGUUUGUCAAACACCAUGCAGAUGAUGCCGCUACUGAGGAGCAACGGAGACAAUGGGAUGACCUACCCACACCACGAAGCCUGGGCCUCAUUCUUAGGCGCAUCACAACCGAGUUCAAGCUCCCACUGACGUUUCCCGAUCAUGUCACCGUCCUCUACAAGUUGUCUGAGCGCCCACGAUAUGAUUCUACCUCACUCCUGAUGGAAGGCUGGAUCUUAUCAGACCAACAUCGCCGGCUGGCUGCGAAAUGUAUCGAUGACACGGCCAUCUACGACUACACGACGAGCAAGAGAUCGGUGCUGAAGCCGUUCAUGGUUGAAAAGUUCCAAGAAACCUUUGACAGGCAAAUGGAAUCUCAGAUCAAGUGCGACAAGGAUGCAAGGGAUGUAAUUGCGGCUGUUGAAGGCCUCGAGAAACAGUUCCAAUGA